CGGAAGGAGCCGUUCCUAGAGAUUUAUAAGGCAGCGCGGAGCCUCAGUAGACACGUGCGCGUCGGAGUAACGCUUAUCUUUAAACAGAAGCGGAAGUACAAGUGUAAAACUGUUUAAAAAUAGAUGUGAGCCUGUUGGGAAACAAACGGUGGGAUGUGCUGUGAAAAUUCGCGCUCGUAAAAAUAACUGUUUUGUGUGUCGUCGUUCCGAAUCGCGCUACACACACACACAGCGUGUAACUAACGAUACGGGAAUCGAACGGGCCUUUGACUUUAAGAAACAAACAGAAGAAGCGAACGGACACGUCACACGACGAUGAGGGCUCGCCGAUGACUGCUUCUCCUAGCCUAGCUAGUGAUGCUCAGGUCGUUCCGCCUGUACAGCGUUGCGCGCAGAGCGCUCUGCCUCGCUAGCGGAGACAUGGCCAAGGGGAAGUUCUUCUACGCGGUUCGGAAAGGCUCGAAGCCCGGUGUUUAUCGCACAUGGGACGAGUGUAAGGUCCAGGUGCUCAAGUUCCCUGCCGCCAGCUACAAGAAGUUCUCCUCGGAGAAGGAGGCCUGGGCCUUCGUCAGGGGAGCGCAGGAAGCCGCGGGUCCGACAGCCUCGCGCGCUGCUGCUCCUGCUGCUGCUGGUAGCGUUGGUGAAGCAGGGACUUCCUCGGGAUCAUCUAAAGCGGUCCUUCCAGCAGCACUGCCUGUAGGGAAAAGACCUGGUGGAGAUUUAGCUCAUGAAGUGCCUCUCAAACGGCGGAAAUGCAUACAGGAAAUUCCAAUCUACACGUGUGCAGCUGCAGAUACCAGGGAUGGAUUUUCCUACAUGGGUGAUGCAGUGGUGGUGUACACGGACGGCUGCUGCUCUCGAAAUGGAAACCGUGGCGCCCGAGCUGGGAUUGGGGUUUACUGGGGACCAGAUCAUCCUUUAAAUGUAGCAGAGAGGCUGCAAGGAAUACAGACCAACCAGAGAGCAGAACUGCAGGCAGCCUGCCGAGCCCUGGAGCUGGCCAGAGACAUGAAUAUCAAGAAACUCGUCCUUUACACCGACAGCAUGUUUACUAUCAAUGGUGUUACAAACUGGAUCAAAAACUGGAAAGCAAAUGGAUGGAAACUCAAGUCUGGUGGCUCGGUCAUCCAUAAAGUAGAAUUUGAAAAACUCGAUAAGCUAAACUCAGAAUUGGAAGUAAUAUGGCUUCAUAUCCCUGGCCAUGCUGGCUAUAAAGGGAAUGAGGAGGCGGAUCGCCUGUCGAGAGAGGGCGCAUCGAAGCCAUUGUAGCAGACGAGAAAAUCGCUGUGUCUUACACCCACAGAAGUCAUACUUUGCUUUGGCUUUCUCAUAAUUGCAUAUUUUCAUUUGGCUAUUAUUGAGCAUGACACACAGGGUCACUGUUGUCUGUUUUUGGCUUAUUUUACUUUGCAAGAUUUGCUUGAAUCCCAAAUCUAGUAUUUGGAUGCUAUUUAUUUUGGUAAUGUAAAUAUUUCUGUGCAUAGAAAUACUGUCAGCAGAAGCUGUAAUUUGUUUUUGAUGUAAAUAAAAAAAAAAAAAAAA
This is a messenger RNA of Scleropages formosus (Asian bonytongue), 1542 nucleotides long. It is a transcript of the gene rnaseh1, whose product is annotated as ribonuclease H1. Gene Ontology annotation, molecular function: magnesium ion binding; RNA-DNA hybrid ribonuclease activity; nucleic acid binding. Gene Ontology annotation, biological process: DNA replication, removal of RNA primer. The record is from RefSeq and is a predicted model, not a curated record. NCBI's taxonomy places the organism in Eukaryota, Metazoa, Chordata, Actinopteri, Osteoglossiformes, Osteoglossidae. Bases 358 to 1269 code for a protein of 303 amino acids. The transcript has 8 exons.